AUGUUUGUUUAUUUAAGCAAAAAGAUUGCCAUCCCUAAUAACACUAAACUAAGAAGUGUUUCAUGGAAUAAAGAACAAGGUUAUAUAGCUUGUGGAGGGGAAGAUGGCCUAUUGAAAGUUUUGAGACUGGAAACACAGACAGGUAAAGAUGUAAAAGUAAAAGGUUUGGCAGCACCAAGUAAUUUGUCCAUGAAUCAGUCUCUAGAAGGGCAUGCAGGUGCAGUACAGUGUGUAACCUGGAAUGAACUGUAUCAUAAACUGACCACUAGUGACCAGUAUGGACUAAUUAUUGUCUGGAUGCUAUAUAAAGGAAACUGGUAUGAAGAGAUGAUCAACAACAGAAAUAAAUCAGUGGUGAGAGGAAUGAAAUGGAAUGCUGAUGGUCAGAAGAUAUGUAUAGUUUAUGAGGACGGGGCUGUAAUUGUUGGGUCUGUGGAUGGAAACAGAAUUUGGGGCAAGGAAUUGAAGGGUCUGCAGCUAGCCCAUGUUGAAUGGUCACCAGAUGGUAAAAUGAUAAUAUUUGGAAUGGUAAAUGGUGAAAUACAUAUCUUUGAUAACAUUGGAAAUUUCAUUACUAAACUACAAGUAUAUUGUCUAAGUAAUAUAACAGGAGCUAUUCAUAUAUCUGGAAUAGAUUGGUACAAAGGUAGUAAUGGCUAUGUGGAACCAAACUGUCCGUGUUUAGCUAUAUGUUUUGAUAAUGGACGCUGUCAGAUUAUGAGAACUGAAAGUGAUGAAAAUUCCAUCCUACUUGAUACUGGAAUGCAUGUGUCUCAGAUUGCCUGGAACCAUACUGGAUCUGUCCUGGCUAUAGCAGGCUCACAGAGUGCUGUAGGUCAAGAGAAGGAGGUCAAUGUGGUGCAGUUUUAUACACCUUUAGGGGAGCAUCAACGAACUUUAAAAGUGCCAGGAAAGCAAAUGACAGCGUGUUCGUGGGAAGGAGGCAGUUUGCGUAUCGCUCUAGCUGUGGAUUCGUACAUCUAUUUCGCUAAUAUUCGCCCAGACUAUAAAUGGGGGUACUGCUCUAAUACUGUAGUCUACUCCUUUACUAAACCUGACAGACCUGAAGUGUGUGUUGUAUUUUGGAACACCAAAAACAAUGAGAAAUAUAUUAAAUAUGUCAAAGGACUGAUUGGAAUAACUGCUUUUGGAGAUUAUUGUUGCCUAGCAACCAAAUCAGAAGACACUACAGGACAGGUAAGAAUCUUUAAAGUUGUGAUACUCUCUUAUGUGCUAUCACUCUGCAAUUCAAUAGGGACUCCGUUAGACUCCAAAUACAUAGAAAUUGAGCCAGUUUAUUUGACGAUGACAGCCAAUCAUGUCAUAGCUGCCUCAAAAGAAGCUUUUUAUACGUGGCAAUUCAAAAAUCCUAAAAAGUUGGCAACUUUGGAAAUGACAUCAAAGAGGAAAGCUGGAGCCGAAAAGCUCUUCCAUAUUGAUGAUUUGCCGUCAGGUGCUGGAGAUCCUACAGACGUAGACUUUCAGAAAGCUUUCCAGCCAGCUAAUGAUCCAAUCUGCUGUAUUUGUGCCUCUGACAAGAUGCUUAUUGUGGGUAGAGAAUCUGGUAUUAUGAACAGGUAUUCUAUGCCAAUGUUAGCUUUAACCAACAAAUAUACUUUAAUAUGUAGACCUCAUCAACUGGCCCUUAAUUGUACCUCUACUCGGCUGUCAAUCAUAGACAUAACUGGUGUUCUCACAUUCUUUGACCUUGAUGCUCGAGUCGUAGACCAAGAUGGCCGUGAAGUAGUAGGUGAACAUAUCAAAUUUGAACGUAAAGAUGUCUGGGAUAUGAAAUGGGCAGAUGACAACAAUGAACUGUUUGCCAUGAUGGAAAAAACCAGGAUGUAUAUAUUUAGAAAACUUGAACCAGAGGAACCAAUAUUAAGCAGUGGCUAUAUAUGUCAGUUUAAUGAUUUACAAAUUAAAUCAGCCCUACUGGAUGAGAUCAUGAAGGACCCUGAAAAUCCUAAGAAAGACGAUUUAACAGAACUAGAAAUAAAGUCUUUAAGAGAUGCAGCUAAUUUGUUAGAGAAAGUUGGUAUUGCUGAUGCUCAAGCUUUCAUUGAAGAGAAUCCCCAUCCUAGAUUGUGGAAACUAUUGGCCAAGGCAGCUCUUGAAGCAUUAGAACUUGGAAUAGCAGAGACAGCGUUUGUUAAAUGUAAAGACUAUCCAUCCAUAGAAUUUGUUAAAAGACUGGGAAAUCUGCAGAAUGAAAACAUCAAGAAGGCUGAAGUAGCUGCAUAUUUUGGAAGGUAUGAUGAAGCUGAGAGAAUGUACAUUGAAAUGGAUAGAAGGGAUUUGGCAGUAAGUUUGAGGAAGAAGCUGGGAGAUUGGUUCCGAGUUGUCCAGAUCCUGAAAACAGGAGGUGGUGGAGGAGACGAUGUACAAUUGGAAGAGGCCUGGAACGCCAUUGGUGAUCAGUUCGCUGAUAAACAGAUAUGGAGUCAAGCAGUCACUUACUACCUGCAAGGUCGGAAUCAAGAAAGACUGGCAGAAUGUUACUACAUGCUGGAAGAUUAUCAAGGCUUAGAAAAAAUGGUGGACAGUUUGCCUGAAAAUCAUAGAUUAUUACCUGACAUUGCUAAGAUGUUUCUCAGUGUAGGGAUGUGUGAACAAGCUGUCAAUGCUUUUAAAAAGUGUAACCAAAUAAAAGGAGCUAUAGAUUGCUGUGUACAGUUAAACCAAUGGAACACAGCGAUAGAUCUGGCUAAAACACACAAUGUAAGAGAGAUAGACAUGCUCUUGGCUAAGUAUGCCCAGCACCUACUGGAAAAGAACAAGACCAUCAAUGCUAUAGAGCUAUACAGGAAGGCUGGACAUUUUAUGGAAGCUGCCAAGCUCAUUUAUAAGAUUGCAGAAGAGCAAGGAAAAAAGAAAGGGAAACCACUCCAGAUGAAGAAGCUCUAUAUUCUGGCUGGUUUGAUGAUUGAACAGUAUCACGAAUCCAUGAAACUUACGUCAAGAAAAGCAAACAAGGGAAAAAAGGCAGAGGCAGCUAAUGCUUUAGCUGGGUUCCUAGAAGAAGAUGUCACCAUAACUGAUACCAAAAUCAUUGACAAUUCCUGGAGAGGAGCAGAAGCUUACCAUUUCUAUAUCAUGGCUCAAAGACAGCUGCAUGCUGGUUAUGUAGAUGCUGCCAUGAGAACUUGUCUCCAUAUCAGAGAUUUUGAGGACAUCAUAGAUCCUGUGGAUAUCUAUUCUUUACUUGCACUGGCGGCCACGGCUAAUAAAGGUUUUGGAACUUGUUCUAAGGCUUUUAUUAAACUGGAAUCUCUGGACACUAUGUCUCCUGAACAGAAACAACAAUACGAAGAACUGGCUUUAGAUAUCUUCACUCACCACAGUCCAAAGGAUACCAGAAACAACAAAGUGGAGUGUCCAAAUUGUGCCUCACCAAUGCCAGACUGGGCCACGUUGUGUACGAGUUGUGACUCAAAAUUUCCAACCUGCAUCGUCACAGGACGGCCAAUUAUUGCCAACGAAUUCUGGAUGUGUAGUCAUUGUAAACACAGAGCUUUCGAAAACGAGAUACGGAAUUUACACUCAUGUCCACUUUGUCAUGGAAAAUUCUAAAUAAAUAUGAAAAUGCAUACUUCUAUAUUUCAUAGAUUGCUGUUUAAUAAAGAACUUUUCAGUUUCAUCAUUUUAUCAUAAAAAAUGAAAAUGAAAAUUCAUAUUUGAACAAUAUUUUCUGUAUCACAAAUUGUCUGUUUUUAUUUUUCUGUGUCAUAAAUCACUUUUCUGUUGGGCAAGUUAAUUCCAUACAGAACUUUUCUGUUACAUAAAUAAAUUUUCAGUGUCAUAUCACUUUCCUUUUACAUAGAUUGCUUUUCUAUAUCAUAGAUUACCUUUUCUGUUUCAUAAAUUAUAAAUUGAAUUUAUUGGAAUACUUGAUGUCCAUCCAAUAUUUGCCGUGCUAUUUUCUGACCAUUCCUGAUUUAUAUUGUCAAUAAAUAUUAGUUUAUUGUUAUUUAUUAAUAAAUUAAAGCUUUAUUAU
This is a messenger RNA of Lottia gigantea (owl limpet), 3997 nucleotides long. RefSeq lists its product as hypothetical. The record is from RefSeq and is a predicted model, not a curated record. Gene Ontology annotation, cellular component: non-motile cilium; intraciliary transport particle A. Gene Ontology annotation, molecular function: protein binding. The transcript has 31 exons. Gene Ontology annotation, biological process: protein localization to cilium; intraciliary retrograde transport; non-motile cilium assembly. NCBI's taxonomy places the organism in Eukaryota, Metazoa, Mollusca, Gastropoda, Lottiidae. The coding region runs from base 1 to 3573 and encodes 1190 amino acids.